AUGUCAGCCAACCCCGACGAUGGAAACGCGACCGAGGUGCGCGAGACCAUCGAAGCGAAACCGCCGACGACAGCCACAACAACCUCCGAAGAUGUCGAGAUGAAGGAUCGCGAGGAGGAUGACGGUGAGGCCGAUGCCGAAGGAGAAGAGGAUGACGAUGUUGAUGCCGAGGGCGAGGAGGAUGACACGAAUCGCGAUAGUACACAACCUGGCAAAGGGUCCAGGGAGUUGCUGCAGACGAUUCAAGACCUCUCGACGUUCUUGUGCACUUAUAAAGAUGAGGGCGAGGAGGAUGAAUUGGCCAUGGGCUUCCAGCGCAUCCCGAACCGGCGAACGCUUCCCCACUACUUUGACAUCAUCUCGAAUCCGAUAGCUUUUAGCACAAUUAGGCAAAAAACUAUUCGCAAACAAUACACAGCCUUCUCCGAGUUCGUGCGCGACGUCGCGCAGAUUUGCCACAAUGCGCAGGUCUUCAAUCGGCCGUCUGCUGGAAUUUUCGGCGCCGCGGUGAGGUUGCGAGAGGUAUUCCAGGAAGAGCUCCACAAAUUGGUGGAGAAGGGUGUCAUCACCCAGGCCGAAGCCGAGCUGCCUGACUUGGGGGAAAUUCCUUCGGCCGACGAGUCCCCGCCGCCCGAGGAGGAGGAGGAAGAAGAAGAGGAAGAUGAAGACGAGGAGGAUGACGAUGACGAUGACGAUGAGGGCGGUCGUCGCCGUGGAGGACGAAGGCGACAGUCGAGACGACAGGGAUCUGCCGGCGAGGGUAAGAAACGACGUGGACGACCGCCUCGAGUUCUGACUCCGAUGGAGGCUCGGAUCCAGUCGGUUAUCAAGGGCCUGCGGAAACCAAGGGAUGAGGACGGAGAGCUAUUGAUUCUCCCGUUCGAAAAGCUGCCAGAUCGACAGGCGCUGCCAGACUAUUACGAAGUCAUCGCUCAUCCCAUGGCCCUGGAUAACAUUAAGAAGAAGGCUAAGCGUAAGAAGUACCGCGAUGUCGACCACUUACUGAACGACAUCAAUUUGAUGUUUGAAAAUGCCAAGCUCUAUAAUGAGGAUGGAAGUCCGCUAUUCGAGGCGGCCGUGGAGUUGCAGAAGUUCGCACGGGAGCUCGUGGUGCAGGAAAAAGAGAAGCCCGAUGACAGCUUCCGAGACGACGAAGGCAAACGACCCUUGACCGAAAUUCAGUUCAGAGGUGAAACCUGGAGAGUCGGCGACUGGGUGCAUAUCCGGAACCCAAAUGACCCGAGAAAGCCCAUUGUGGCUCAAGUCUACCGAACGUGGCAGGAUCCUUCGGGUCAGAGUUGGAUCAAUGCCUGUUGGUACUACCGACCUGAGCAGACCGUCCAUCGUGUGGAGAAGCAUUUCUACGAGCACGAAGUCGUCAAAACCGGUCAGUAUCGCGAUCAUCGCGCCGAGGAAAUUGUCGAUCGCUGCUUCGUCAUGUUUGUGACUCGGUUCCCCAAGGGACGACCGCAAGGUUUCCCCCCGGGCAAAGCGAUCUAUGUCUGCGAGUCGCGAUAUAACGAGGAGCGAUACACGUUCAACAAGAUCAAAACGUGGGCGAGCUGCUUGCCCGACGAGGUCCGAGAAAAGGACUAUGUAAUGGAUCUCUAUCCAGUCCCGUUGAAGAUGAGGAAAGUUCCGAGCCCGAUCAAGCAUCUGCUGCGUCACGAUGCCAGGCCGACAGACGACUUGCCCAAGCCCACUUGGGGCAAUCCUAAUGCGCCUCCAAUUGUCGGCGCAGUGCACUGUCGGCCACGCGAGGCGAAUGAGUCUCCACCACCCGAACCAUCGCCUCCACCUACGCCAGCACCAGCCAUUGCGGCGGUGCGAAGCAACUCUAUCCCGAGGCCGUCGCCUCACCAAAUCGGGCGAGGCAUUCCACCUGUGGUAGGACACAACCAUCAUCCACCCCCUCCAGGCUACCACCACCCUAUGGGAGCUGCGCCAAUUCCUGCUCAGUCUCCAAUUCAUCACUAUACACCUGGACAUUUCCAACCAUCUACACCACUUCCUGCCACUCCGUCCCCCGUCUUGAGGCAUAAUCAAGUCGCAAGCCCCGUCUCCUUCCAAUAUCAGCAGCAACAACCACCGCCCGUAGCGAUCCGACCUUUGCACCCCGGCCAACACCCGCCGCCGCCGCCGCCGCAAGGUUACCACCCGGGCUAUCAUCAACCCUACGCCGGUACUCCUAUCCAACACCACCCUCCACCAAUGCAGACUCCAGUCGUACCAGCGUACGAGGCUCACCGCGCGCCCAUGCCCGCGCAGCCCAGAGCGCCAAUGGUACCCGCCACCGUACCCGCGCCCGCAGCCCAGGUCCCUGCUCCUGCCGGUACCACCACCCGUCCCCGAGAGGUUUUCACCCUCGCCGACGAACAGAACGCCGCCGUCCCUGAAGACAUCCGCGAUCUUUACCGCAAAGAUGAGCAGGGACGUGUCCUGUUCUGGACCGCCCCUCCAGUCAUCAGGGAGAACGGUGCGCUGACCGCCAAGAGCGCCGCCUUGGGCCACAGUGUCCGCUACCUUUCCGACCUCGACGAAUGGAAGAAGGAAAGGGAAGCCAAGCGCAAGGCGCGAGACGAGAAGCGCGCCGAGGAGGCUAAGAAGCGCAAGGCGGAGGAGGAGGCUGCUGCCGCCGAGGCCAAGGAGAAGGCUCUAGACCAGGCCGCUGAUGUGCUCGCUGGUUACUUCAAGGCUCAUGAGGAGACUACGAAGAAGCUUCGUGAGGAGCAAGGCCUCGAUAAGUGGGAUGAGGUUAUGCGCGAGGUUCACGCUAAAUGA
Molecule: messenger RNA, 2781 nt
Organism: Scedosporium apiospermum
Lineage: Eukaryota; Fungi; Ascomycota; Sordariomycetes; Microascales; Microascaceae
Exons: 4
Coding region: 1-2781 (926 amino acids)
Biological process (GO): chromatin remodeling
Cellular component (GO): RSC-type complex
Molecular function (GO): chromatin binding; protein binding
Source: RefSeq, a predicted model, not a curated record